Solanum lycopersicum (tomato) is the source of this 1842-nucleotide messenger RNA. RefSeq names its product acetyl-CoA-benzylalcohol acetyltransferase-like. The record is from RefSeq and is a predicted model, not a curated record. NCBI's taxonomy places the organism in Eukaryota, Viridiplantae, Streptophyta, Magnoliopsida, Solanales, Solanaceae.
AUGGCCUGCAGGUUAGAUAUUGAAAUUCAAUCAAGGAAAUUGUUGAAACCCUCAGCUUACCCGGAUAAUCUACGGAGGCUGAAGCUUUCCUUGUUUGAUGAGCUGGCUCUUCGUAUAUAUAUACCGAUUCUCUUCAACUACUUGCCGAGCAGCAGUUCAACAUCAUAUGAUGAUGAUAAGCUUGAAAAAUCAUUGGCCGAGACGCUAACCAAGUUUUACCCUUUUGCCGGAAGAUUUAGAAAAGAUAUUGAUCCAUUCUCCAUCGAGUGCAAUGAUGAAGGUGUUGAAUAUGUUCAAACAAAAGUCAAUGCAGACGAUCUUGCCCAAUAUCUCCGUGGUCAAGCCCAUUAUGAUAUUGAGUCGUCUUUGAUUGAUCUUCUUCCAAUAAAAGAUGUCGAGCCAUUAUCGCCAUCAAGUCCGUUAUUUGGUGUCCAAGUGAAUGUAUUUAAUAACGGAGGAGUAACCAUUGGGAUACAAAUUUCACAUAUCGUAGCUGAUGCUUUCACUAUGGCAACAUUUGUAAAUGAAUGGGCGCACACUUGCCUUACAGGCCGGACCAUCAGUAAUAAUCCCGGUUUUGGUCAAUUGUCAUUGCUCUUCCCAGCAAAAGUGCUACAGUUUCCAUCUCCAUCACCUGAUCUCAACGCUAACACUACUACAACUGGCCCUAAUUAUAAGAUUGUCACAAGGAGGUUUGUCUUUGAUGCUUUGGCAAUAGAAAACCUCAGAAAAACAAUCAAAGACAAUGAUAUGAUGAUGAAGCAACCUUCUAGAGUGGUGGUCAUUAUGUCUCUAAUGUGGAAGGUUCUUACACACAUUUCUUCCGAAAAUUAUGGAAAUUCAAGGGACUCGUCUUUAGGAUUUCCUAUUAAUAUGAGGGGAAAACUGUCAUCUACUGCACCCUCUUUAGAACAUGCUCUAGGGAACUAUGUAAUGUUGGGAAUUGCUGAUAGGAAGGCAAGAAGAAAGGAUAUUGAGUUGAAUGAUUUUGUAAAGUUGGUAGGAAAUACAAUACGGGACACAUGUGAAGCCAUUGGUAAGGCGGAAAGCGUUGAUGACAUUUCCUCUCUAGCAUUUAACAAUCACAUAAAAGGUGUAGAAAAACUUCUCCAAGGAGACAAGAUGGACGUUUAUGUCACCACUAGAUGGUGCAAAUUUCCUUGGUAUGAAGCUGACUUUGGUUGGGGAAAACCAUUUUGGGUCAGCCCCGUUGGCGUCAAUCUUAUUGAAGGAGCUAUUAUUCUGAUGGACACAAAAGAUGGUAAUGGAGUACAACUAACAAUUUGUUUGAAGGAGAAAGACAUGACUGAAUUCGAGAAACACCUUCACAUUUUUUCCUCCACUCCCAUACUUGGAUAAAAGGAAUUUCUUAUUUUGCUUUGCUUCAUUCAUCACAAACCAAUGUUUGGCUAUGUUAUUUUUAUGUAUGUAUGUAUGUGUGUUAGCCCCUUGGCGCUAAUUGAUAUAAUAUCUUUAUUGUCUUGUUGGUUUAGUAAAAUGAAUUGAUUAUUAUUAUAGGCAUAAUGCAUAAGUGAAUAUUUCACAACAACACAACAUCAAGGAAGGGAAAUUUUGUUUAUCAAUUGAUCAAACACCUUUUUUGGUCAUGACUAGCCAACAUCAUGAUAAGUGAAUACGAGAUAUGGAAGAAUUCAAAUUCAGAUUACAAGCAUAGCAACAAGUUGCAGGAGUUCACUUCGGUCAUUAAUAGCCUACUGGAGAGAUAGCACAUGUUUUAUCAACACAACACGCAGCAGCAACCCACAAUCAGCCUAGACAAAUCCCCUUUUCAGCGCCCACAAUACAAGACAUACAACAAAAAUAGAUACACAGAUCAAACCG